AUUUCAACAGCGGGCACACACACCCUCUUACCAAGGGUACUUCCCCAGCCUUCCCAGGGAAGCAACGAGUGCCUCCAGGCUCCCUGCUUGAUGCCACUCUCUGGACCUGCUUUGGGGGUCUAAAUGCAAGAGAGCCGUGUGUCGUGUGUUGGAUAACUAGCGAUGGAAGAAAAAAUCUCUAGGAGAACAGCUAUGAAAGCUGCUGAGAUCUGCCUGCAUCACCUUUGCCUCCCCAUCCCACACAGGAUAUAAGCACAUGAUCUUCGGUCUUUUAUUUGCAUACUCUACUAGUCCUGUCUUCAUUGGAGGGAAGUGACUGGCAAGACCUGGGCUGUCUUGCUGGCUGCCUUCCUUGCUGGGCUCCAACUUAUCUCCUAUGUACACAGCCCUUGGAGUUCAGAGGCCUCUGCUGACCUCUGUCCAACCUCUCCUCUGCACCCAAGCCCCCACUGGUACAUACAGGAGCAGAGGCAGACAAGGCAGGCAAUGACUAGGAGACAGGAGAGGGGCUGGAGACAGGCUGCUAGAGGGCUCAGAACCCCAGCACACCUCCCUGUCACAACUCUGUCCACCACCUGCUGUGACCACAGCAACAGAAGAGACAGCUAAUAAGACAAAGUGAGGCCCGGUACCUUGUGGACAGUGGUGUCAUUAGCUGCGACGCCUAAGAUGUCUCGAGAGAUGGGAGAACUCACCCAAACCAGACUGCAGAAGAUCUGGAUUCCACACAACGGUGGCAACAGCAGGCUGCAACGCAGGAGGGGCUCAUCCAUACCCCAGUUUACAAAUUCCCCCACGAUGGUGAUAAUGGUGGGUUUACCAGCUCGAGGAAAGACCUACAUCUCCACGAAGCUCACACGAUAUCUCAACUGGAUAGGAACACCAACUAAAGGGCUCCUGCUUUCAGUGUUUAAUUUAGGCCAGUAUCGACGAGAGGCAGUGAGCUACAAGAACUACGAAUUCUUUCUCCCCGACAACAUGGAGGCCCUACUUAUCAGGAAGCAAUGUGCCCUAGCAGCCCUGAAAGAUGUCCAUAACUAUCUCAGCUGUGAGGAAGGUCAUGUUGCGGUUUUUGAUGCCACCAACACUACCAGAGAACGACGGUCACUGAUUCUGCAGUUUGCUAAAGAACAUGGUUACAAGGUCUUUUUCAUCGAGUCCAUUUGUAAUGACCCUGACGUCAUUGCAGAAAACAUCAGGCAAGUGAAACUUGGCAGCCCUGAUUACAUAGACUGUGACCAUGAAAAGGUUCUGGAAGACUUUCUAAAGAGAAUCGAGUGCUAUGAGGUCAACUACCAACCGUUGGAUGAUGAACUAGACAGCCACCUGUCCUACAUCAAGAUCUUCGACGUGGGCACACGCUACAUGGUGAACCGAGUGCAGGACCACAUCCAGAGCCGCACAGUCUACUAUCUCAUGAACAUCCACGUCACACCCCGCUCCAUCUACCUAUGCCGGCACGGUGAGAGUGAACUCAACCUCAGAGGCCGCAUCGGAGGUGACUCUGGCCUCUCAGCUCAGGGCAAGCAGUAUGCCUAUGCCCUGGCCAACUUCAUUCAGUCCCAGGGCAUCAGCUCCCUGAAGGUGUGGACCAGCCACAUGAAGAGGACUAUCCAGACAGCUGAAGCCCUGGGUGUUCCCUAUGAGCAGUGGAAGGCCCUGAAUGAGAUUGAUGCGGGUGUCUGUGAGGAGAUGACCUACGAAGAAAUCCAAGAACACUACCCUGAAGAAUUUGCACUACGAGACCAAGAUAAAUAUCGCUACCGCUAUCCCAAGGGAGAGUCCUAUGAGGAUCUGGUCCAGCGUCUGGAGCCAGUUAUAAUGGAGCUAGAACGGCAGGAAAAUGUAUUGGUGAUCUGCCACCAGGCUGUCAUGCGGUGCCUCCUGGCCUACUUCCUGGACAAGAGCUCAGAUGAGCUGCCGUAUCUCAGGUGCCCUCUGCACACAGUGCUCAAACUUACACCUGUGGCUUACGGCUGCAAAGUGGAGUCCAUCUACCUGAACGUGGAGGCUGUAAACACACAUCGGGAGAAGCCUGAGGAUUAGUGUCCUUAUAAGAAGAGACCCUCUCUCCACCAUGAACACAGCAAGAAGGUAUUCAUCUGCAAGCCAGGAGGAGAGGCUUCACUAGAAACUAACCCUGCUGGACCUUGAUCCAGGACUUCCAGCCUUCAGGACUAUGAUAAAAUAAAUUUCUGUUGUUUAAGCCA
Balaenoptera acutorostrata (minke whale) is the source of this 2210-nucleotide messenger RNA. RefSeq names its product 6-phosphofructo-2-kinase/fructose-2,6-biphosphatase 1 (gene PFKFB1). Gene Ontology annotation, cellular component: 6-phosphofructo-2-kinase/fructose-2,6-biphosphatase complex; cytosol. Bases 670 to 2046 code for a protein of 458 amino acids. Gene Ontology annotation, biological process: fructose 2,6-bisphosphate metabolic process; fructose metabolic process. The transcript has 15 exons. Lineage: Eukaryota; Metazoa; Chordata; Mammalia; Artiodactyla; Balaenopteridae. Gene Ontology annotation, molecular function: 6-phosphofructo-2-kinase activity; ATP binding; fructose-2,6-bisphosphate 2-phosphatase activity. The record is from RefSeq and is a predicted model, not a curated record.